Cryptococcus amylolentus CBS 6039 is the source of this 1170-nucleotide messenger RNA. RefSeq lists its product as hypothetical. Gene Ontology annotation, cellular component: cytosol. The record is from RefSeq and is a predicted model, not a curated record. Lineage: Eukaryota; Fungi; Basidiomycota; Tremellomycetes; Tremellales; Cryptococcaceae. Gene Ontology annotation, molecular function: protein phosphatase 2A binding. Bases 1 to 1170 code for a protein of 389 amino acids. Gene Ontology annotation, biological process: regulation of signal transduction; regulation of dephosphorylation. The transcript is spliced from 4 exons.
AUGUCCAACCUUCCUCUUCCGCAGCUAUACGCGCAAACCUUGACUACCCUCGAUCCGAUCUUUUCCGACGCUGUCUCCUUGUCUGCAGCAUCCACCCAGUCUACUCUGGCGGACGCUCUGGAGAAGCUUCAUAUAAUCCAGAGAUCGUUGAACCUUCUUGGUGUCUACUCUGAUAACGAAGGAUGGGAGGAGCUCAGCGAAGGGGCGCUGGUCUUCAUGACCAUUGGGUGGGUUGUUGCUGGUUGUGAAGAAAAGCGCACAGGAGAGCGUAAAGAGAGAGUGGAAUCGCUAAAGAGGUCUGAGGAUGCAUGCCAACAAUUCGUGGAAGUCCUGACCUCAUACGGUAUCAUCACUCCUGAAGAGAAGGCCGGGUACAAUUUAGACGGACGAACACCAAGCGACCCUGCGAGCCGAAGGGAUGCCAAAAUCCAGCAAUAUAGGAAAGAGAAAGAUUUGAAGGAGAGAGUAUCUGCCAAAGUUAAGCGAUCUGGCGGCUCCUCGCACAUCUCCUUCAUCCUAGCACUUUUACCCGCACCUCCUCGCCAGUCAUCGGGCACCAGCGCCUUCAGUCUUCCGGACCAAGAACCAGAGCAUGAACAGGAUAGACACCUUAUUUUGGACGUCUUGAGAUUGCUCUCUGUCGCGACUUAUUCUGCUUUGUCGUCGAUCAAAAUGGAGUUGGAUAUCCUGUCCUCUGCCCACCUUGAAGAGAUUCCCUCUGAGCCUCCUCGAGACCCUAGACAAGGUGGAAGGGGCGAGGAAGACACGACAUGGCGUCUUGAUGCUCUUCCAGGGCAGAAUGAUCCUGCCAACCUGAUCGCUCCUGGAGGUAAAGUGCUCAAGCCAUUCACCAUUCUGCCGAGCGCAAGUAGGGAGACCGACCGGCAGAAGCUGAAGGGAGAGGUGUUCAGGCAGGGAUGGAGGCUUCCGACAAUGACUAUAGAUCAGUAUCUGCAGAUCGAACAGGAGCGGGGAGGUAUAAUAUCUGGUGGCGGGCAAGCAUCUUAUGAUGCCCCUACGGAGUCUGAGACCCUGAAACUGGAGGCCGAGAUGGACGGUACGGUGUAUGCAGCAGAGCAGGCCGAGAAGAAGAGGUUGAAGGACGAGAACUGGGCGGCUUACACGGAUGAAAAUCAGAAGGGUGCGGGCAACACCACGAACAAGGGGUAG